Messenger RNA from Cervus elaphus (red deer), 3417 nucleotides. RefSeq names its product zinc finger protein 772-like. Bases 539 to 2134 code for a protein of 531 amino acids. The transcript has 6 exons. Gene Ontology annotation, molecular function: DNA-binding transcription repressor activity, RNA polymerase II-specific. NCBI's taxonomy places the organism in Eukaryota, Metazoa, Chordata, Mammalia, Artiodactyla, Cervidae. The record is from RefSeq and is a predicted model, not a curated record. Gene Ontology annotation, biological process: negative regulation of transcription by RNA polymerase II.
CAUAUUGUUUGCUUUCGGAUUAGUCCGACAGGUCCGGCUCCAGAAGGCUACGUCACACACGAGGUGACGCGAAGCGGAAAACGUGAGCGGCGUUGUUGCUCUAAAGAGAGGCGGACUUGAGGAUUGGUAGUGGCAGUGCUCGGGUGACCCGGCCGCCGGAGCCCGGGACCUUGCACCUGUCGCUCUGUAGCUACUCGUCUUCCCCAGUCCUCGGGUGCCGAUGGCGGCCGCCGUGCUGACGGACCCGGCGCAGGUUCUCCGACCUCAGAAGUAAUUAUGGGGUUUAUACCGGUGAGACAGGAUGUCCAGUCUCUUGUCGAUUCCAGCUUCACCCUCACCCAUCAGGGUUCCAGGAUUGUGAUGUCAUAGAACACUUUACCUCAUACUCUCCCAGCUCUUGAGUCCGAAGACCCUUGAGAAACACCAAGUUAAGAGUUUUCUCAGUCCAGUCCAGGGGUUAUAUGGCAGGGCUCUGACUCCUGGUGACCAUUGGAAUAAGGUGUGGCAGUUUUUUCAGGCACAGGAACCAGCAUACCUGAUGCAGCUUUCAAAGAACUGGCUGGAAGGAGGUGGGUGGGAGUGCUGUGCCCCAUGCCAGGCCCAGAGUUUAGACAGGUCUUUCUGCGCCAACUGCCUGUUGUUGCUGUGGGUGGACACAGUGAUCAACGGGACCCUGAGGAGAGAGCAGACAUACAUGGCACCUGGUGCUGGUGUUUCCUCUGAGUUGAGGAGCUGGGGAAAUGUGACCUUUGAGGAUGUGUUCGUGUCCUUCUCCCAGGAGGAGUGGGGGCUCCUUGAUGAGGCUCAGAGGCUCCUGUACCGCGAAGUGAUGCUGGAGAACUUUGCACUGAUGGCCUCACUGGGAUACACAUCUUCUGUGUCCCAUGGGGUUUCCCCACAGGAGCUGGGCAGGGAGCCCUGGGUCUCUGACCAGGCUGACACGACUCCAGCCCUGACCAGAGAGGCUCAGAGUGCAGGUGCCGCUGGUUGUUGGCAUGGAAUGGAGGAGGCUGAGAUCCGUUUUGAGCAGAGCAUUUCUGUAAAAAGAGUGUCUCAGGGCAUGAUUCCUAAGACGAUUCCAUCUUCCCAGAAGGCCCACCCCUGUGAGACAUGUGGCCCGAUCUUGAGAGAUGUUCUCCACAUGGCUAAGCAUCAGGAAACAUAUCCUGGGCAGAAACCAUACCUGUGUGUGGCGUGUGGGAAACAGCUGUGGUUCAGUGCAAACUUCACCCUCCACAGUCAGCACAAUGGAGAGAGACCCCGCAGAAGGGAUAUGCACAGGGCCCUUCUUGUGAGCAGCUGCCCUGUCCAGUUGUCGGAGACACCGUUUACCAUGGGGGAGGGUUGUGAGGAUUUCCCAACCAGCUCAAGCGUGUUUCAGCACCAUUACCCUCUUAGCAAGUGGAAGCCACAAAGUGACACCCAGUGUGCAGAGGUGUUUCACAGUGGACAAAAGCAUUAUGAGUGCAGCGAAUGUGGGAAGGCCUUCAGCCGCAAAGACUCACUUGUUCAGCACCAGAGAGUCCACACUGGAGAGAGGCCUUACAAGUGCAGCGAAUGUGGGAAAACCUUUAGCCGCAAACCCAUUCUCGCGCAGCACCAGAGGAUCCACACUGGAGAGAUGCCUUACGAGUGUGGCAUAUGUGGGAAAGUUUUUAAUCAUAGCUCUAAUCUCAUUGUACACCAGAGAGUCCACACUGGAGCACGGCCUUACAAGUGCAGCGAAUGUGGGAAAGCCUACAGUCACAAAUCCACACUUGUUCAGCAUGAGAGUAUCCACACUGGAGAAAGGCCUUAUGAGUGCAGCGAAUGUGGGAAAUACUUUGGCCACAAAUACAGACUCAUUAAACACUGGAGUGUUCAUACUGGGGCACGGCCAUAUGAGUGCAUUGCAUGUGGGAAGUUUUUCAGCCAAAGCUCCGAUCUUAUUGCCCACCAGAGAGUUCACAAUGGUGAGAAGCCGUAUGUGUGCAGUGAGUGUGGAAAAGCCUUUAGCCACAAACAUGUGCUUAUCCAGCACCUUAGAAUCCACACUGGAGAAAGGCCGUAUAAAUGCAGUGAGUGUGGGAAAGCCUUUAGGCAAAGGGCUUCCCUCAUCAGACAUUGGAAGGUUCACGCUGGAGAAAGGUCUUAGGAGAGCAGGGAAUACUCCGUCUUAUUCAACAUAGUGGGUGACACCAGAGAGAGGCUCCGAGAGGAGCCUUCGUGAGUAGCCAUAAGCUGGAAGAUGAGCCUCUUGUUUGAACUCCCACCCUGAGGAGAUUCUUCUGUGUGCCAGCUCUGUGGGAAGCGUUCUGGGGCAGUAUUGCACUUUGUAACAUGCCUUGGCCACUGUGAAAGGCCUCUGCAUGCUUGCCAGAAGUGUGUCAUUGCCAGCGUCUGAAAGAAGCCAUACAUCUGUGCAACAGCAGGGCCCCACACUGUGCGUAUGUCACCCCAGAUGCUUUGAUGGGCAAGAUCUCUUCUCUUCCUGUCUUCCCUAGAGGGCACCAUCGGUAGUCUGACCCUAUUGAUGAUCCUCAUUCCUUCCUGCUCCCUACUGGUGGAAGCAUGGGUGUGACCCAGUUUGGGUCAGAAGAAUGCAAGCUUGGUUCUGCUGGUUGCCCACAGAGAUGUCCAUUUUUCAGACUGUGUUGUUCUCUUGUGACCCCUGUGAUGAGUUUGACCAGCCCCCGAGUCACCUGACCUGGAAACUGUCUGCCUCAUAUUGUUCUGGUUUUGCAACACAUGCCUUAGUUUCGAAGCUAUCUUUACUCCUGGGAAUUUUGUUCACUCUGUGGGUUGAGUUGAGAACAGAAUUGGGCUUGCCAGCCUGCAAGAAUGAACAACUUGUGCGAGAGCGCCAACUAUUGAGUCUCAGUGGUAUUUGCAGAAUGGUGAAGAAAGAACAGCUCUUAUUCUAGUUUCAGCCUAAUUUACAUCGCUGCUCAAGGCCUCCUGGGAAAGAAUACCAGGCUUUGCAGGCUAAUUGUGUGUCCUGUAUGCUGAGAUGAUUUGUGUGACCAAGGUCUUCUUGAGCAAGUUGUCAAGGUCUUGACAACCUCUGAUGUAUGUGGGAGCAGCAUGAAUUGGAUCCCUUGUUCCCAGGGAAUGUUUCAGAAUUUGAUUCCCUGGGACCUGCCGGCAUCCCUGACAUCUAUUAUUUGGUAAGCUAUUAUUUGGUAGGCAGAUGUCACUGUCACCUACAAGGACCAGUUAGGAAUCAUAAUUGAUACAGAGACACUGAUUAAUAGGAAGUUGGGAGACCAUAGCCAAUUACAGGGAAUGUAACUCUUUUAAAGGUGUAUCCACAAACCUGUCCAUCACUGUGACUUUGGUAUGAGGGUUUAUGGAAAUUCUCAGGACUCUCAUAUUUGUGUCUCAUGAUCUUACGGCGAUGGUUACUGUCUAAAAUACAAUGAAAAUAUUCUGCAAUUA